This is a messenger RNA of Hyalella azteca, 7103 nucleotides long. RefSeq names its product GAS2-like protein pickled eggs. Gene Ontology annotation, biological process: microtubule bundle formation; actin crosslink formation; protein localization to microtubule plus-end. Lineage: Eukaryota; Metazoa; Arthropoda; Malacostraca; Amphipoda; Hyalellidae. The record is from RefSeq and is a predicted model, not a curated record. Gene Ontology annotation, molecular function: actin filament binding; cytoskeletal adaptor activity; microtubule binding. The transcript has 6 exons. Bases 4 to 1713 code for a protein of 569 amino acids. Gene Ontology annotation, cellular component: microtubule plus-end; cytoplasm; stress fiber.
CAGAUGGCGCUGCCGUCGGAGCCGGAGGAGCCGCCGCAGAUCUUCUACGGGCCCACACAGCAGAUCGUCACCAACGAUCUCAGGAGCCUCGACGAAAUGGUCCGGGACCUGGUGGAGAGAUGCGCGUGUCCAUCACAGUUCCCGAUGGUUAAAGUGUCCGACGGCAAAUACAGGAUCGGCGACACCAAAGUCCUUAUCUUCGUCAGGAUUCUGCGUAACCACGUGAUGGUUCGCGUGGGCGGAGGAUGGGACACUCUCGAGCACUACUUGGACAAGCAUGAUCCCUGCCGCUGCAGAGCUGGUCACCGCGUGGUCGUGGGUUGCUCACACAUCGGCUUCAAGACGACGCCUAACAGUGACCGUCAGCUGUCGUCAGUGACGUACGACAGGUGUGACGAGGGUGGCUCUCCACUGCCGGGUCGUCGUCGCAGCUCUGCUCCUCCACGUCGCGACUCCAGCGCCGCGCAGUCUCUUCGUCAGCGCUCCCAGUCACCCGCCAACGUCACCAGGGUUGCUGGCAAAGGACCUUUGCCUCAGUCAACCCUUGCCCUGCCCGAGGACGGGGAUGGGAAGUCCCCCGAGCCCAAUGCCUGGUGCGAUUCAUCGUCCGAAGUCAGCGACGAAGGCUACCGUAGUCAGGGAGCUCCCCGACCCUCACCCCGCUCCCGACGCCAACCCUCGAACCCCAAGGCUGCCAACGCCGAUACCGAGCGUCCCGAGUCAUCCAUGACCCAGACGUCAUCGGAGGGCUCGUCUGUGUCGGCGGAUGACUUCGGUAUGCCAUCCACUCCUCCCCGAAGCCCAAGUGAUCUGCACAGUUUUUCCCGCACUUCUGCUCCCCAAGCGCCUCCCCGCACCAAAAAUUCUCCUGCCAGCGUUGCCGCCAAAAAUGCCGCCGCCAAGAAAAAGAAGACGACGGUCCCAUGCGAGACUAGUCGACCCGCGUGGAACUUGGCCCCGAGCCCCAAAAAGAAAGAGCCCAAGCGGCGUGGCAGCUGCGCGGAUCUGUCCGCAGGUUAUCCCAUGAGCCGCAGCCGCAGCACCAACAGUGACAACGGCUUUCAAUCUCUCAGUCGCAAUAUUCCCGCCAGAAAAUCCUUGUCUGCCUGCCGCACGAAUAAAAAUACAGUAGAACCUCCUGUACGUAACCCAGGGACAUGGAACGGCCGCACGAGCGCGGGCAGGGCCACCGUCAACACUGACAUGUACCGGCCUCCUGCCUCUCCUCGAGGUUUUCGGUCCGCUUCGGCUUCGCCCGGUCCUGUUCGACGCAACAUGGGACAUUCAGCCCCCGUGACUCCCCAGACCCGCUCCCCAAAGUCCUCAACUCCAAAUUCUAACCUCGCCUCCCCUACUCACUUGGACGACCUGCCCGACUACCUGCAGCAGCAGGUGUCAGGUCUGAGUGACGUUACCUCUAAACCCAGCGUAGAGAUGCUCCAGCAACUGGAAAAUCUUGUAAACAGUUACAGGGUAAAAGUUUUAGACCAUUUCGCUGAAGAAGGCAAAGAGCCUCCAUCGCAUCUAGCCGACGACUUCAGCUGCUCAUGGGUUCGCAACGCUCACUCGCUCACCAAUUCCCCGAAGAAAAUUCCCCGACCUCUGCAACCCAGCUCUGAGCGACCUGUCCCCAAGCUAACUCCUCGCAGGGAUGGUUUGGGGUCCCGGAUCCCCGCCCCCGUAUAUUACCCUCCGCAUAACACCCCAUCCUGAAGCUCUCUUUCCUUGGAAGCUUCUGCAUUAUAGAUUUUAAUUUUAUACGUAGAUUUUAAGUUAAUUUUAAUUUCAUUUGUGUAUAUUUGAAGGACUACUAAAUCUUUUUCGUAAUGAAGCAUUAACUUAACGUAAUCUCGUGUUUAGCUUGCUUUGCUGAUUUCUAAUUAUGUAACUAAUGAAUGAAGUGUAGUCAUUUAUUGCAUAUUACGGCUGAAUAUUACAGGCACCUUAUUUAUGUCACGUACUUAACGAUCGUGAAGCACGUCAAAAUAAGUAGGCGAGUGACUUUGGUUCUGUUAAGAUUCCAAGCGUUUCUCCAACAUUGGUGAUGAAUGGUAUUGUUUUAACCUGAAAAUUUUAUUUAAACGGUAUUAGAUCCUAACAAACUGCACUAAAUAACUAAAGAUAAAUGAUGUCGUUUUUACCGAAUGUCAAACAGCUAACACAAAUAUAUUAUGGGCAAGGAUUGAUGUAGAUAGAAUGAAAUGCAAAGUGAUAUUAUAAUUCAGGUUUUUAUCAGUAGCGUAUUAACAACAAGUUGACGGUAUAUUUGUAGGUGGUGUUAAUUGAUGUGCUGAUCGCUACUGCGAUAGUUAUUUGAAUUUAAUAAAUAUGUAGAGCUAAAGAUAGAUGCACUGAUGCUCAGGUCAACUAUUUAAUUGUUGAUAUUCCCUUUAAACGGUUACUCGUCAACAUCGUGAAUCUAUGCAGCGCUUUCCGUUCUCUUUAGGUGCAAUUAAUUCAGUGAUUAAUCAGAAUAAUGUAAUUAAUUAUUGUUUAGAACUUCGUAUUUUAUUCUUACUUAACUUGAUUCUUCAAAAUAUUGCUGAAAUUCUACUGUUGGAUAUUGCCUAUUUACAGUAGUUGGUUUUUCAUCUGUCAUAUUUUCGAGACUAUUAUGUCAUGGGAGUAAUUGUCUUCAUGAUUCAUGGUUAAAAUUGGUGCAGAGGCUCGAUAACUGCGAUAUUUUUAAAUAUAAGUGUAGGUCAAUGAUAAGGUCAAUGUAACUAAUGUUUUUUCUAACUCAAAAGAGCGUGCUGCAAUGCCAAGCAUAUUUUCUGCUCCUAAAUAUGACUGAUGAUCGGCGAUGAGAGGCUUAGCUAUAUUAGCCAUAAUUACGACGCUUGUAUGAAGUGACCGUUUAAAUCGAGAUGAAUGUUCUCCAAACCUAGAGGCCGUGCGUCUUCACGGCCGUUGUUACGAACAUCACUUGUUCUUGCCGGGCGUUUCUUGACCGUAGUUACGUAAAUCAUUUGUUCUUGCCGGGCGUCGCCGCGGCCGUAUAGUUACGAACGUCGUUUGUUCUUGUCGUGCGUCUUCAUGGCCGUAGUUACAAACAUCAUUUGUUCUUGCCGGGCAUCGCCGAGGCCGUAGUUACGAACAUUAUUUGUUUUUGUAUUGCGUCCCGUGGCCGUAGUUACAAACGUCGUUUGUUCUUUCCGUGCGUAUCCGUGGCCGUAGUUACGAACAUCAUUUGUUCUUGCCGGGCGUCGCCGCGGCCGUAGUUACGAACGUCGUUCGUUCAUGCCGUGCGUUUCCAGAAUGCACGUAACUUGCACAAUUCUUCUCGCUCUGAACGCUUCGUGGCAGAAAUAUAAUUUAAUGUUAAGAAUUGAUUGAAGCUAUUUUAUUCGCGCAUCUUUGUAUUGAGAUUAUAUUUGCUCUAACAAACUUUAUCCUUCAUAAUAAGUUUAAUUCGAUAUUAUAAUUGGCUUGGAUUAAGUGGUGCCUAGUAAUUAGUUCUUAUAUCUAUCUAUUGUAAUCAUUUGAACUGUUAUGCGAGUAGUCUCUGUUUUAGGAUUUAAUGUAGAUAGUCUUGCUAUUCGCUUUCUCUUUGUGGUGCUCAUGUUAAAUCAAGAUUUUGAUUGAUAAAUUCAUAAUAUUUCCUUCGUUAUUAUGAUGAGGCUGGGUUUAAGCCCCUAGAACUCCUACAAUAGCCUAUUGUCUUCGUGACUUAUAAUCUUAGCAAAUCAUGAUUAUCUUAAUGUCAUUAAUUAGCUCCCUUCAUAAUCUUAGAGCCUUUAAUUAAUGAUUAUCUAAGCGUCCUCAAUUUUCAAUUUGCCUGCUCCCGCUACGUCUGUGGCUGCUCUGUAACUCUGUCAGUUGUCAUACAAGUUUCCUUUGCUUUUAGGAACCCCGCAACACUUAGGCUGUCUUUGCUUUCGAAACUAUGUAAUACUUUCGAAACUAUGCACUAUGUUGAAUUCUACUAAAUUGGUCCUAGCUCGUUACUGUAGCUGAUUUUUACUUACAACAGCUCGGCAGGUGUAAGUUUCUCUUACAAAUUAGUUUACAAAGUCUAACCUGAUUUCUUGGAAAUUGGCGGCAAUAAGAUAAGGAUAUUAAAUUUGAACAGCUUGCUUCCACUCGUAAUGUUUUAUUGUGGUGUUGUGUAAUUAAAGCUUUCCAGCCCUCUGUAUUUCCCCUAAGGUUUAGAUGUACAUUUAACCCUUUGAAAAACGCUUAUCCCCAGUACAGGCUUCCUGUCGUUGUCUUGUGUUUUGCUUUUGAUGGAUCAAUCAUACUAGCUGGAUUAGUUGAUAAAUGCAUGGGUAACCUGUGCAAUUAACGCACAAUAAUCUUGUUUCGAGCAUUGAGUCGCUUAUCUUCGCGCGUGAGCAAAUUUAAAAUCAAUUACUUCGUUGAAAAUUUGUCUGGUAUAAUUGAUGCCUUACAAUUUGCCUAGAUAAACGGCCUAUGACUCCUCACGAUACCCGGUAUUAGAAAACUAAACUAUGACAUUGCAGCACGAACGAGGACUGCAAGUCACUCCUCGCAAUUUUGAUAAAAUUUUUCUUCGAGAGGAUUCUCAUUAGAACCCCUGAAGCCUCUUUUUUCCUUCAUCUGCCAUGCCUUCUCUAGUGUAGAUUAUAUUAAGAAAAUGCCUUUCCUUCGCGUUAAUAAUUAGAGUUAAUUCGCAACGCUUCGUGAUAUUCAGAAUUGACUUUCCUCCAGUAGUGAAAUUAACUUCACCAAUCGGCGAAGCUUCGGCCUUCUUCGCUUGCGUUCAACCGUCCCAUUGCAUUGCCUGUGUUCGUCCAUAACCAAAACUCCUUCCAAAUUCUUGCCAAGCGUAGUCUCGUACUCCACGCUCAUUUCUGUUAGAUGCACUGCAAUUAAACUUCAAUUAUCUCCAAAUGUAAUAAAUCUCACGGAAAUUCAUAUCUUCUCAAAGGCUCGAGGUAUGCUAACAAUAAAUGGCCUAGUCCCAUUAUUCAAUCUGUAUUGUUUUUGAAACGUCGAAUAAAAUUAUUACCUUGCCAUGACGAGAAAACUACGCGAUUUCAGUAAUUCCUCGAUUGUUCAAAGAAACAAAAUGUCCAGAAAAAGGUCCUUAACGUCUAUGGAUGUAAAUACUGGAAGAAUACAGACAGCUUCAUAUCUCUUAGAGAUUGCUUACCCAAUGCCACUUAAUUAAUUGAUAUCCUGCUGUUGGCACAAAUAAAUUGUGUUUACUAUCCCUCUACUGAAUUCUUACUCUCGGUAAACUUUCCCCAGAAUAGAUGUCGCUGCAUGAUAAUUACUUGAUAAGAAUUGUUUAUGAAUCCCUUGUGUAGAUCAGCUGUUAUUUCUCCAGAACAUGAGCUGUUUUUAGUAGAGUUUGACUUAAGGUGUAGUCCAUUGCAAUCAUACCGGGUGACAAUUUCAGCUGUUGUGCCAGGAAAAUAACGAUAUAGAAUCAUGCCAGACCCUGAGACCGCCGAUAAUGACGACAACUAAGAUGGUUUAGGGUGUGAAUAUCUCCAGCUCUGUGAUAUAUGGCCUCGCGGAAAUAGGAUGCGAAGUCCAUUAUGGAUGUGUCCUUGUCUGUGAAGAGACGAUGCUACAAUUUGUGUAACUUAAUAUUUUCUCCGAGUUUUAUGCAUCAUGCUUUCAAGAAUGUAAUCUCAAUGCUACCACGUAUCCUAUCUCUUUGACGAAUUCUAAAUUUUUAAGUUAACAAAUUGUUCCCAAAAUUCUUUCUGUAUGAUAGGAUCGUUAAAAAUUUCUGUUUCCCAAAAUAGAAAUUCUGCCCAAAUCUAAGAAAUUUACGCUAAAUUUUGAAGAACUAGAUGUUGCUGCAAAAUAAUAUAUGGAUAACCUGAUCAAUAAAUAGUAAUAUUACUUGUAAUUUGCUUAAUCGUUCCAGUAUUUUAUAAAUCUCACGAGAGCGUUUCAUUCAUUUGCAAACUGAGGCGUGCAUCUGCAAGUGCCAUGUUGAACAAAUGGUUUUAUCAGUUUGAAUUUAGGUUGUUUAGAUGGUUUAAAAAUAGAAUUCGAUCGUUUGCUGAAUUACCAGUGAUACGGCGGCGUGAAACUUCCGCAGUUGUAGGAACUAUGAAACUUUCAUCAUGGUUGGUAACAUCGGCACGUGUUUCCAAAAUUGUGGUGACAAUCGGUCUUAGAGUUACGAUUUGCACAUGCAUUUUCUACUAGCGCAUAAGGAAAUUUUGCAGUAAUUUCUUACAUAUUUUCUAGAAAAAUUUGUGGUCCUAUUUUCAUGAACAUUCUUGUAGCGGAAAAUCAUUAUAUUCUUUGUAUUCGUUGUAAAACCGUCAUGCCGGACAUUCCAUUUUUGCUUGCUUUUAAUUAAAAACGGCAAUUGUCAUUUUCGAGGAGCACUGAAUUGUGCUCUGCUCUUAUAUACCGGGACUGAGUGCUGCAUUUCUCAAGCUAAUUUAGUGUAAUGAUAAUCGUAUUUUCGUUCAUAUUUCUUAUUAUGGAAUUUGUGUGAAAACAAAUGCAGUUUAUAUGUAAAUUAUAAAUUGUUCACAAUAAGGUGAUUUGUUUCCUCAGUUCGAAAGCAUAAUAAUUUGGCGGACUUGAACGUACAUCACUUCCUGUCAGCAUGCAAGUAGUAAAGAAUAAGUGUGUAACUCAGUGGUCGUAUAGACGCUGUGCAAGUAGGCUGUUUGGAAGUCCAUAUUCCAAGAUUUUCACACCGGGGGAGGAGGGUUGGGGGGAACGAACAAGAUCUGUCAUGAAGGUAUGAAUAUUGAGGAAAUACUAUGUGAUUAUAUUUUAUUCUAAGGUGUGUUUCGUUAGAGUUUUGUCUGCAGUUUUGUGAAGUUUUUCUUUUUUUAACUGCUUGAUUUAUCAGGAAUCCUAUAUUAUUUCCAUCUUAACGGUUGAAACUGUGUUAAAUGGUCAUCUGUUUUCCCAAAAAAGUAGUGGAUUUAAUUAAAAUGAAACAUUUGGGUCAUUAUCUCAACAAUAUGAUUAAAAAAUCUGUAAUUAAGUGUCAUCUCAAUCAAAAUUCACAUAUCCGAUGAAUGGAAUUGUUUCGGAAUGCAUUUCUGUGUUUCAUGGCAAAAGCAGAGAUUUAGCUUCAAGUCAAUGAGAAUCUGGAAGGGAAUAUAAUUUAUUAAUUUUGCUGUAGUCUUUCCAAUCAAUAAACCCUACGAUAA